AUGAUGGCCUGUGUCGACGCUAGUUGCAAUUUCAAGUUGACAUCGAACUCCGGAUCCUUCCAUAGCCCAAAUUAUCCAAAUAAUUAUGCUAGUGGAAAGUGUGAAUAUAAAAUUACAGUUCCUAAAGGUAAAGCGGUCCAGUUAACCUGGAAAACUUUCAAUGUUGGUCCUUCCAAGGUGAAUAAGAAGUGUCCUGGAGAUACAGUUUCGGUCUAUGAUGGCACUAAGGACAAAAAUAAUGGCAUUGACAUUCUGUGUGGGCAAGAAAUUCAAUCAAUUACAUCGAGUGGCGGUAACCUGACUAUCAUUUUAGAUAGUAAAAGCGACAAAAAAUAUAAAGGUUUUUCAGCUUCCUAUACUACAAUUGACGUAGCCUGUAAUGGUAUGACUUUAUCGACCGAUUCAGGAUAUAUUGCCUCUCCCAAUUAUCCUAACCCAUAUCCAAUUAAUUCAAAUUGUUUGUAUAAAAUACAACUGCCACCUAGGAAAGUUAUAGCUAUUGGCUGGUUAGGCUUUGAUAUUCCUUUUGGCCAACCAUCAAAUUGUCAAGACUACGUGGAAGUUUAUGAUAAAGAACCCACAGAAAGCAGUAAAGUUUAUCGCUAUUGUGACCCUGGAUAUUAUCCACCCCAAUUUACCUCUAGCAGCAAUGUAGCCUAUAUAAAAUUUGUUAGUUCCAGUACCAAAAACAAGAAUCACAAAGGUUUUAUUGCUUAUUAUCGAUCAGGUACCAGACAAACCUGCAAUAUCAAUUAUGGUACUGCGACAGGAGUCGUUACAGUUCCUAAUGUACCAUCACUAGUUGGUCAAAAUUUGGACUGUAAAAUUAACAUCAACGCGAAAUUGUCUGAUAUAAUUAAUUUUAAAUGGAUGGAAUUUGGCUCUGAUUUAUUCUCUAAGCCCGACUCUUGUCAAAAUUUUAUCGAAAUUUACGGUGGUGACAUGACUGCAUCUAAUUUAGUCUCGAAGAAAUGUAAUUCUAAAACAGGUUCUAGCGUCAGCAUGAAUGGUACAACGGCUAUUGUGCAUUAUAAAAUCAAAAAUUAUAACACCAAAAAAAACUUUCGCUUAGUUUAUCAAGGAGUAACAACUGGAGUUUUACAUAAAGAAAUUAUAUUCAAAAAUGCUACAUGUGAAGCUAUUGAAUGGUAUUACAAUACACCAUUUGGCAAAGUUAUUUCUAGAACUUCGUUCUCUUGCAGCUCAGCUACAUAA
Molecule: messenger RNA, 1215 nt
Organism: Trichoplax adhaerens
Lineage: Eukaryota; Metazoa; Placozoa; Uniplacotomia; Trichoplacea; Trichoplacidae
Exons: 6
Coding region: 1-1215 (404 amino acids)
Source: RefSeq, a predicted model, not a curated record